Messenger RNA from Bactrocera dorsalis (oriental fruit fly), 7204 nucleotides. RefSeq names its product SCY1-like protein 2 (gene bma). The transcript is spliced from 19 exons. NCBI's taxonomy places the organism in Eukaryota, Metazoa, Arthropoda, Insecta, Diptera, Tephritidae. Gene Ontology annotation, biological process: protein phosphorylation. Bases 3193 to 5901 code for a protein of 902 amino acids. Gene Ontology annotation, molecular function: ATP binding; protein kinase activity. The record is from RefSeq and is a predicted model, not a curated record.
UCAUUGUGAACGAACGUUUCCGGUCUUCGAGCUGAAGUUAAUUUUCUAGUUCAAAUUGAUUCAGUACAUAGACAUACUACAUAUCUCCACUGCAUAUACACACAGACACAUAUAUGUAUGUAUAUAUAUAUAUAAAUUAAAGGAAAAACUACACCUUGAACUAAACGGAAUACAACAAUAUAAUUCGCACAAACACACAUACAAUCAAAGGCUCGCUAACAAAUAACAGUACAAAUAACAUAUCCAAAAACACACGAACAUUCAUUUUAAAUGCAAUACAUUUUAACUGACAUAUCAAAUUGUAGAUGAAUUAUUAAAAUCAUGUUGUAAACGGAAAAUCUCCAAAGUUUCGAAAGUGUGAAAUUUUUACUUCGAAUACAAAAGGCCAGCGAAAAUCUUAGCACGGGCUGCAAAUUCAAAUCAAAAUUAUGAAAGUGAAUCGCUCGAUAUUUGUGUACCUAUGCGUAGUAUAUUAGCGUGCAUGAAAAAUUGCGGUUUAGUCUGUGAGAACUGUAAGCAGGAAAAAUCAAACUCAAACUCUCGGAUCUGCAACGCUUAAUUAACUUCAAUUAAAAGUGUAAUUAUUGGUUUUCGGAGAAGAUUUGAAUUUCGUUAAAUUUGUUUUGGACAUGCAAUAAGCAGCGCUUGACAACUUCGAAAAUUCUGUAGCAGACGAAAGAAUCAAACAUCAAAAAUUACAAAAUUACAAUUUGGUGAAGUUUUAAUAAAAUAUAUCGAAUCAGCUCUAAAAGUUAGUGAUUUUAUUGAAAUUUUCUUUUCAAAAGUAAUUUUGAGAGAUUUGUCAAUGCCAUUGUCCUUGGGAGCCUUUGUUGGCGAAUGGAAACCAGAGUUUUGAGUUACAAAACGACCGACAACAAGUAAAGCGACAACUGUCGCAAAUCAAUUUAUAUCAAUCAUAAUUAGGUGUGAAAUAACAACAUAAACGAAGCCACACGCAAACGAGCCGUGCGCACGACUGGUGUGAGGUAGAAGGACGGGAAAUUAACAAAGUCUUCCAACGCUCUUGUCAGCCACUGAAUUUGAUUAAUUGUAACAAUAAAGUCGAAACAAAUGUUGCGCAGUCAGUAAAGAGUACGGAGUGAAUAUAGCGACCGAGUGACAGAGUGACAAGCAUCGCCUGACUGCAUACAGAUAGGAGCCAGAGUGGCAUUGCGCGGACAUUUAGAAAUUCCAUCCUAGCAAUUGCUAAAUUUGACACGCUCGCAAUUGUCGCGCGAAUUGUCGGCGAACUGAGUACGUUUCACUGUCGCCUAUCCUACGGUCCACAUGCACGGCAAUUAAACAACAAAAAUAAUAAGAAGAACAACAGUAGUAGGGGAACAUCGAGCGCGAGAAAGAAUUGUACAAUUAAAUUGCAUGAAUUAGCAGUUUAGAGCAGUGAAAGAGUAAUCAACAACCAUACAUCAGUGCUGACGACCACAACCAAAGCAACAACAAUCAUAAUUACAGCAACCGACAUAUCAGCACAGAAUCACACAGCCACACAUCAACUGGUGGCCCACACCCGCAAGCGGCGAACUAUCUGAUUGUCGAACUGCCGUCACAAUAACGGUAUUCCCAAAGCAGCUCUAACAGGCCACAGGCAUAGAAAUCUACGCACAUUUGGGCGCUCACACACACAUACAAAGCUAGCAUUGCCCGCAACUGCCAAGCCUGUCGGGAUACAAAUUCAAUAUUGUUGCCGUUGUUUGGAGUUUAUUAAAUUGAUUGGCCGUAACUAAUUGGACAGUCGAGUCGGGGCGAGCGUACGAAAGCCGACGGCAACCACAACUAUAUCAAAUCCUAGUAAGCGGCCGUACGAAUAUAGUCUGAACAACAAACAACAAUUACAACAACACCAUCCACAUGCAGUUGUGAACAUUUUCCAUUUUAUAGGCACACAACAACACUUUCACGACUAGACAUACAGGUAAUACUAACACAAAUCUAUUUGCACAUGCACACACACCACACGAAGACAAUCUAGGGACAUUCACUAGAGAACUACAUAGGCACACAUACAGAUACACAUACAAGCACUAGCACACAGCAACGCACAUAGUUUAAUGAACACAGCAUUUCAUACAGUGUUGGGGUAUAAUUUAAUUAGCCAAAAUAGCGCAACGUUGGAAGCAACUCAAGCAGCAUAUACUGAACCAGCCGCAACAUAGGCCGGUACAACGCGAAGCGCAGCAGCCGCUGCAGCCGCAACCACAAUCACCUAAGCACCCGCCUCAGCAGCAAACACAGCCGCUCCAGCAGGUGCUGCCAAAGCUCCAGGCGCAGCAGGCGCUAGAGCUAGCUACCGCUCCGCAGCAGCAACAACAGCAGCAACAGCAGCCAACGCAGGCGUCUCAAUCUUCUUGCGUGGCGUCUGCAGCGGCAACAGCGAACGACCCAACAACAUUUGGUGCCAUUAAUCCAGCAACCACAACAAUAACAACGGCAACAACGGCGGCCAGAGUCUUCUCGCGUUACGAUAGUCUUGAGGAGCUGCAGCAGCGUACGAGCAGAAGUGGAAGCGCAAUCGGAAUAUUGCCAGUGGUCGCGGCACAGGGUCCACAAGGAUCGCGUGGCAGUAUAGCAGUUGGAGCUGGGGUUGGCGCGGCGGGAUUAUAUGCGUCUGCGGGUGCACGUUUACCAGUAGCCGGCGGUGUUAGCGGCAAUAGUGGAAGCGGCAGCGGUGUUGGUGUGCGCGGUUCGGGCGGUUCGCGCAGUGGUAGCAUAGCACCUGGAUUAGAUGGUCAUCGUGCAGUGCUGAGUACCAGUGGAACAGGCGUUGUAUCGCCGGCUGGUCAACAGUUAAGUAGGGGCAGUGUGAAUGGCUAUUCAACGGCAGGUGCAGCAGUUGGUAUUGGUGGUGGUGUUGGCAUCGGAGGUGGCGGUGGUGCGAGCGGAGGUAGCGGUUCACAAUUAAUAGGUAGCACUACCACGACGGCACGAGGGCGUCUUUCAAUCAGUUCACCAUCUGGCGCUGGUGCAAGCGCACCUACAGCGAUACAAGGUGGUGCAGCCACAGCGAAUGAAUUCUUAUUAAUAGGCGGUGCUGGUGGUGCAGGCGUUGGUCAAGGAAGUAGCGGUGUCGGUGCUGCCGCAGGUAGCGGAAGUCCCGGGGCUGGCGGUGUAGGUGGAGCAGGUAUUCCUAAACGCCAAGGAAGCUUUUCGAAUGUUUUCUCGAAAUUAAUCGACGGAAUGCCCGCCGGUACAAUGUUCUCUAAAUUCAAGAGUGCCAAUAUGGCACCCACGUCCCUACAAAGUAUCACAGAUACAAAUCCUAUCAGUCAGUACUUCGAGAUCGGCAAACAAGUGGCCAGUUCAGGCCCGGAAUUGGUGUGGCGGAUACACGAUGGCUACCGCAAAAGUGAUGGCAGGGAAUGUUCUAUAUUUGUUUUCGAGAAGAAAAUCGCAGAAAAGCUUCAUAAACCCCGACGUAAAGAGGCAGUAACGGAACUACUGAGGAACUCUGUAAAGACAAUGGAGCGUUUCCGUCACCCCAAAAUUCUACAAGUUAUCCACACAGUGGAAGAAUCGCCAGACACUUUGGCUUUCGCUUCUGAACUUAUCUUUGCUAGUCUCUCUAAUAUUUUGGCGUUUCAUGAAUCGAAAACUUAUGAAAAUGUGGCCAUGCCUUCGAACAGUGGAGCGACGGGCACGCAGAGCAGUCAACAGCAGAACACAGCAGGGCCCCAGCGGCCAGCUCAUGCGAAGGAGUACAACUUUUUGGAUAUCGAAUUGAAAUACGGCUUUCUGCAACUGGUGGAAGCAUUAUCCUUUUUACACUACUCGGGCCACGUGAUUCAUCGAAAUGUGUGUCCUUCAUCUAUAUUAGUAACAAAGCGGGGUACGUGGAAAUUGGCUGGCUUAGAAUUUAUUGAAAGAAUGAAUGAGACUGAUGUAAAUGAGUUAGUUCCUUGCCCGCCUUGGAGUAACAAGGUUUCAAAAAUGGCUCAACCUAAUCUGGAUUUUAUGGCUCCCGAGACUCAAUUAACUUCGAAGGGCAGCCUACUUAGUGACAUGUUCUCGUUGGGUUUGGUAAUAUGUGCUGUUUUCAAUAGCGGACGGCCAAUCAUCCAAGCCGGUAAUAUAGUUUCGAGUUAUAUGAAGCAAUUGGAGAUGCUGGAGGAGACUGUGCAGAAAAUGUUGCCGCGAGUACCGGUACCACUACAGGAGGCUACCUCUCGCUUGGUUAGUCGAGAUCCCACCGCUCGACCGCCUGCGCAACUUUUGCAAUUGAUUAAAUACUUUAGUGAUCCCGGUGUAAAUGCGCUCAAGUUCUUAGAUGUGGUCAACAUGAAGGACACAUCGCAGAAAUCUCACUUCUACAAAAACACGCUAAUGGAAGCGAUGCCGCUGAUACCGAGAAAAUUGUGGUGGCAAAAUGUGUGGCCAAUGCUGCAGGCCGAAAUCAGCAAUGGCGAAGUACUGGCAGCGGUUUUGCAGCCCGUCAUUAAACUUAUACAGGAGGCAUCACCGGGCGAAUACGAGUCGAUUAUGGCGCCAACGAUGAAGGUAAUUUUCGGGUCGCCCAAGUCCAUACAAGCCACGGUGACCUUGUUGGAAAAUUUACAUCUUAUUAUAGAGAAGACCGCUCCGGGAGAUGUCACCACCGACAUUAUUCCAAUGCUGUUUUUUGCUUUCGAAAGCUCAACGAUACAGGUGCAGAGCGCUGCUGUUGUGGCAGUUACAAAUGUUUUCGACAAUAUCGAAGAUGUUUCCAUCAGACGCAUGGUGAUUCCAAAGGUGAAGUCUGUGUUCGAAAAGAAUCUAGCAGAUCCGAAAAUUGUGCAAAACGUACUUAUCUGCAUAGAGGCACUCAUGGACAAACUGGAGCGUGCUCAGGUUAUGGAAGAGGUGCUGCAGCUGCUAGGCGAUGUCCGCAUACCGGAACCGGAUAUAGUGAUGCGUACAGUGCAUAUAUAUCAUAAAAUGGUUGUCGAUAAAACAUAUGGUCUGACGGUGGAGACAAUGGCUACGCAUGUGCUUCCACUAUUGAUACCACACACCGUUAAUCCGGGUCUGAAUCUCGAACAAUACUGCAUGCUGGUGGAGGUGCUGCAAGAGAUGCUCGAACAAAUUGACCGUCAGCAACGUAAUAAAUUGAAACUGGACAAUCUGUCAAUACCAUCACCGGAGCGCCAUCGUCCGCUGCGACAUCAAUUCUCAUCGGAUAACAUGAAUGCCCCACCAUUCAAUAUACCCAAUUUGCGUAUCGAUCAGCGGAAAACAUCCAGUGCAGAGGAUAUGGCACGCAAGAAUUCUGGAGUUCGCUUAUUUACAGGUUCAGGUAUGCUGGGCGGCUGGUGGUUCGGCUGCUCGCCGUCAUCGCCCGAUAGUAAUUUCCUGCGCGUGGCUAAUGCAUUCCCCAACCGACGACUGUCGGACAACACCUUGAUGACGCCGAAAAUACGCAUUGCACCAUCGUGCGCCUCCUCGCCAGGUGGCACACCGGGCAGCGGGCUGCCAACACGCCGACACUCGAGCAUCGGACCACAGGAACGACGCGGCUCGACAAUCAAUCUGUCGCCGCCUACUACGUAUGGUUUUGGUGCACGCGGUAGCUCAGGAUCGAGUUUGUCGGUACCCUCCUCGUCGGCCUAUGUUAAAUCUCCUUUAUUAUCCUCCAACAAACAGGGUGGAUCUAUGCCGAACACCUCAAGCAGUGUGCCAUUUUUACUAUCGUCCAGUAUGCAAUCGAUACGAUCCAGACGUACCUCAACUGUGCUCUCAUCGGGACCGCUGGGAUCUGGUUCUGGCCUACUACAGCAACUCGGCAGCGGAAUGGUAAGACAAAUAACUACUUCUGUAUCAGGCAAUGCAAGCCCGGUGCAACAUUUAGUGGUUAAUGGACAACGUACCUACGUCCGAAAGUGUCCGUCACUCAAUAUCACAUUCAGUCAGUAGUGAACAAGUGCAGAAAGUCACGAUAAAUACGAUAAAUAUUCUAAUGAAGUAAUGACGAAGUGAAGCCUGUUGGCGUUGGCAAGAUAUGAAGAUUUGCAAACGCCUUAAACGCAAAUAUGCAUUGAAUCAUUUGAGCUGUGUUUUGUAACAAAAUAUUUAACAAACCAAAAAAAGGAUUUUUAAUUUACACAAUUACAUACAUAUUUACUAGUACCUAAAUAUAAACUUAUAUUAAAUAAAAUAAAAAUUUAAUAUAAAAGAAAACUUUGUGGAGCACGUGCAGAGUACUCACAAACGUCACAAAAACGUCAAACAAUUGAGUAUGAUUGGCUUUGUGAAUAGACUUUUUCAUUACCAAGCCAAUUGAGAAAAAAAUUCAUAACGAACUUUUUUAAAUGCGCCACUGUGUCUCUAUGGUGGGGAAUAAGUUGAAUAUUACCGUUUAUCUUAAGCGUAUAACCCGCAUAUGUACAUUGUGCGUUCGAAUCUACAGAUGGCUUUAAAUGUAACUAAAGUAUUCCUGUUAAAUACCUUUUGUUGCACUAUAGUAUAAUUUAAAGAUUUUUACGAAAAUUAAAGUCACUUUUUUUGCGAACACAUCUCGUUUGGAAUAUAAGGCAAUCAUUUCCUGUUUAAGACGGGGCAAAUCAUAGUGUCCGACGUAUAUAUGAAAACAUUUUUAAAUCAAACCCGGCUGUGACAGUAACUGUAUAUAAGAUAUCCUUAAAAUAGCACAAGUGAUUUGGGUCAAAACUCGCGCACUUUUCCCUAUUUCAUCAGUAUGAUUUGCUUAUUACCCGGAAGCAUUGGAGACACAAAUAUUUUUCUCUAAUUCUAAGGCAUUUUUGUGGUUUCAAGCCGCGGUGAGCAGCGUCUUUUGAGUAGAAUCUUUAUUGACAACCCUUAAGAAAACAUUUUAUAACGGGUUUUUCAAUAAGAGCGCUACAAAUGCGGUUGGGGAUAUCAAUUAAAUUCUUUAUUCCAUUCGCUGCCAUUUUAUAUGGACUCGAUUUCUUUUGCAUGGCCACCACGGGCAAACUUGCAGAAGUCCAGACACAAUUUUCGAUAGUUUUUACGCAUAAAUCGACCGACCGAGGUGGCCAAUUGUCGGAACCACACAUUGUCCAAGUCCAUAACAUCAAAUUCUGACCAAAAAUAUUCGGUUAUCACUGAGCGGUAACGAUUCCCAUUCACAGUAACUUGCCGGUCUUGGGACGCAGUGCUCUUAAAGUUGAGGCCACUGACUCCGAAUUUCCGUAGUAAAUUGUAAUAAUUUUGACUCGUUGUUGGAACGUAUGUACAU